Molecule: messenger RNA, 2305 nt
Organism: Cyprinodon variegatus (sheepshead minnow)
Lineage: Eukaryota; Metazoa; Chordata; Actinopteri; Cyprinodontiformes; Cyprinodontidae
Gene: ftsj1
Product: FtsJ RNA methyltransferase homolog 1 (E. coli)
Exons: 11
Coding region: 154-1098 (314 amino acids)
Biological process (GO): cytoplasmic translation; tRNA methylation
Cellular component (GO): cytoplasm
Molecular function (GO): tRNA methyltransferase activity
Source: RefSeq, a predicted model, not a curated record
AGUUGGAAAAUAACGCAUGCGCAAAUGAGCUUCCGGUAAGGAUCGGCUCGUGAGAACAGACGCCGGUGCUAGCUUGGCUGCUAACGGAGCGGUCCUUGCUUCCUUCCUUCCAGUGAUUGACACCAGAGGAGGGGAGCCGCUGGACGGUCCAGGAUGGGGCGUUCCUCCAAAGACAAGCGGGACAUCUACUACCGUCUGGCCAAAGAGGAGGGCUGGAGAGCCAGGAGUGCCUUUAAGCUGCUGCAGCUGGACAAUGAGUUCAACCUGUUCUCAGGUGUGACCAGAGCUGUUGAUCUGUGUGCAGCACCAGGCAGCUGGAGUCAGGUUCUCAGCCGCAAACUCAGAGGCGGGGAAGGGGGGGAGGAGAAGUCUGACGGGAGGGAGAAGGUGAAGAUUGUCGCGGUGGACCUGCAAGCCAUGGCUCCUCUGCCAGGAGUCACUCAGAUCCAGGGAGACAUCACCAAGGUGUCCACAGCCCAGGAGAUCAUCCGUCACUUCCAGGGCCAGCCGGCCGACCUGGUGGUGUGUGACGGAGCUCCAGACGUAACCGGUCUCCAUGAUGUGGACGAGUACAUCCAGGCUCAGCUCCUGUUGGCGGCUCUGAACAUCACCACACACGUCCUGAAACCUGGAGGAACCUUUGUGGCCAAGAUCUUCAGAGGGAAAGACGUCACGUUGCUGUACUCUGAGCUGAAGAUCUUCUUCAGCAGCGUGACCUGCUCCAAGCCUCGCAGCAGCAGGAACUCCAGCAUCGAGGCCUUCGUGGUUUGCCAGAAAUAUUCUCCUCCCGAGGGUUACGUCCCAAACAUGUCCAACCCUCUCCUGGACCACUCCUACGAUGUGGACUUCAACCAGCUAGAAGGUCCAAACCGUGUCAUUGUUCCCUUCUUAGCAUGUGGAGACCUCAGCGCCUUUGAUUCAGACAGAACCUACCCCCUGCAGACUGGAACCAGUGCAGAGUACCAGUACACCCCCCCCACCCAGCUGCCAAUACAGCCUCCAUAUGAGCAGGCCUGCCACCUUCGCAAACACAACUUGCUUUCUAGAGAGGAUGCUUCCCAGAGCCCGGAGGAACCAGAACCAUCAGCUGCCCAGUAGGACUCUCACUGGUUGCCAUCAGGAGGACGUUUCAAUGAUGUGACCUUAGAGGUUAAAGGUCAUCCAAUGAUAUAAUCGAUUUCUGUUUUUAUGUCUUUAGAAUAAAAGUAAACUUUGACAUCAGAGCAUAAAUUCUCAUUGAAAGUUCAACUGCUGAACAAUGUUUCUGUCCAUCCAUCUACCAUCCAUCCAUGCAACCAUCUAUCAUCGGUCCAUGCUGGGGCCCUCGCCAGUUCAUCACAAAGACUCAGUCCUUCCUGCUUCAGAGCCCUUAGCCUAGCAACUAUAUUUCAGGUAGCAGGAGCACCCAGAGUGCAGCCUGUGUGCUCAGGGAGAACCUGGAGUAGCUGAACUGAUUGUGGAAUAUUUUUCUGAAGACGUCCUGAUUGGUUCUCCUGUUGCCCAUUACUGUCCAAUUCCUUCAAUACGACCCCAGCGCCCUGUAACUGCUGGAAUAACCAAACACUAGUGAUAAUAUGACAUGAGCUAUUCGAGGCGUGUCUCCAGUAGUGGAGGGGGCGUUCCCACGAAGUAAGGCUUGGCUUAUGUAGGAGAGGGGCCAGAAUCAAUGAUGUCCAAAGCCUUGCUACCUUUUCAUUCCAUGUGACCGCUUCAGAAAAUUGGUUCAGCUCGCUGGAGAACUUUGACAGGCAUUUAAACAGCCUCAUUACUUAGUCAAGAUCUGGGAGUUUUUAGUACCAUGGUUACAUUAUUCAUGGAAACCUGGAGAAAUAUCUGCUUCCACAUGUGAAAAUGAGCCGAUGGUACGGAUUGUGCUUCCACUACAGAUCGGAUAGUGACGCCAUAGUCAACAUUGACUGUUACAGCUCAGAAAUUACGGACGCCAUCUUGGGGAGGUCGACUUGCAACCCUAAUCUUCUGGUUUAAGCAGAAAAGAAGAAGGAUGCCCCAGCAAUGCAGCGUAUUUUUGUUUUAAUCGAUGGAUUGUUGACGUCAGCGCUGGAGGGAUUACUUUACAAGACAUUACUAAUAAACAGCAUAUAUAUAUAUAUACUCUAGAUAGAUAUAUAUAUACUCUAGAUAUAUAAAUAUAUAUACAAAAUUUUACGUCUCUUUACUGUCUUUAAGUUAUUCUGCCUUUAACCCAUCCCCUUGGGGUGGAGUGGGCUGCCACUGUGUGGCACCCACGGAGCAGUGUGGGGUUAAAUGUCUUGCUCAGGGACCCAGAGGUGCAGUCUGUGGGAAU